AUGUCCACCGUCAUCACCGGCGCCGCCUUUGGCGCGGCUCUCGUCUCCGCCGGCGUCACCGAUCCCGCCGUCAUCAUCUCCCAGUUCAAGUUUGUCAACUUUGACAUGAUCCAGGCUUUCCUCGCCGCCACCGCAACCACUACCAUCGCCGUCGCCGCCCUCGACAAACUCGGCUACGUCAAACUCAACCCCCGCUCCGCCUCCCCCUCGGCCUCCUCUCCCGCCACGACGGCAACAUCCUCGGCGGCGCCCUCCUCGGCGCCGGCAUGGCCUUGUCCGCCUCCUGUCCCGGUACCGCCAUCGCCCACGCCGCGCUCGGCCUCCGCACCGGCUGGUACGCGCUCGCCGGCGCCACCGUCGGCGGCAUCCUGUACACCACCGCCGUCGCCCCCGCCAUCGCCGCCCGCCGCCGCCGGGCCCCGCUGCGCAGACCGCCGACAACGACAAGACCAAGGACGAGAACAAGAGCAAGGCUUCUUCCCCGCCUCUCGCCGUCCACGAAACCCUCGGCGCCCCCGCACCGCCACCGUCCUCGCCCUCGAGGCCGCCUACGUCGCCGUCAUCGCCGCCACCAUCAACCUCGCCGGCCCCAGCCCCUACAAGUCCCUCGUCGCCCCGGCCCUCGGCGGCGUUCUCAUCGGCGCCUCCUCGCUCCUCUCCCUCCUCCUCCGCAAGUCCCUCAUCGGCGUCUCUUCCGUCUACGAGGACAUUGGAAAAUACGUUUCGUGGCUCCUUCGCGGCGCCCCCGGCGCCAUCCCCAAGGCCUACACCAGCUCCGUCUUUGCCGCAAGCAUCGCCGCCGGCGUCUACGCCCUCCGCCUCAGGUAUCCCGAGGUCGUGCCCCUCCCCGACCCCCGCGUCACCGACUUCAACGCCGCCCUCGGCGGUUUCUUGUUCGCGCUAGGUGCCAGAAUCGCGGGCGGCUGCACCUCGGGCCAUGGGAUCAGCGGCAUCUCCCUCUUGUCUAUUUCGAGCUUCAUCACCAUUGCCAGCACUUUUGCGGCGGCCGGCGCUGUGGCCUUGUCUGUUUAUUGA
Messenger RNA from Parascedosporium putredinis, 1035 nucleotides. Lineage: Eukaryota; Fungi; Ascomycota; Sordariomycetes; Microascales; Microascaceae. The record is from the annotation of a GenBank genome assembly.